UUGUCGUCACAUGUUGGCGUAUUUCCGGCGUUGGCCUGCCAACCCAGUCUGCCAGCAUCAACAGCGGGCCAUCAUCAUCCGGAGCAGUUGGGUCACGUAGCCGCCGCCGCCGCCGCCGCCGCCGCUGCCGCCGCCUCGAUGGGCAUGGAGUCCUCGGAGUUGAUGGCGAUGGCUCAUUACCAGGCACAGCAACUGCAGCGACAGUUGCUAGCCGAGCAAUCAGGUCCAGGCACCACGAUGCUGCCACCUACGUCUGCUCAGUCUACUGGUGGAGGCUUGACGCAGCCGCAGGGACUCCAGGGACAACAGCAGCAGCAACAGCAGAGUCAAUUGCAACCGGGUCAGGAUCCGCUGCAGAGCCUGGUGCAGCAACUGCUCUGUUUACAACAAAUUGAAUAUUUUCUCGCGCAGCGUGGUCACAAGUAAUUACAUUUUGGGGAACGUAUGGAUCAUCUCCCGCGAGAACGAGGUGAUUCGAUUGGAAAGUGACGUAUAAAACUCGUAAGCGAGAAAUGCGUUUGUGUUAAAGUGCUCUGAUUCAUCGAUAGGUAAAUUCCGUGCCGAGUUGUCGAGCGACCUGCAAUGCUGCUGCAAUCAAUGUUGUGACUAUCGAGAAUGAAGACAAACUUACGUGCGGUGGCAGUUUACUCGAGCCCGUAAUGUUUUUCUAAUUUUUGGACGGAUGGGGGAGGGGGAAGAGUGGCGCGGUAUCUUCGAGUCUGUCAUGAUGAUACGGCAAGAUUACGAGAAGAAAUCGAGGGAAAGGAGCGGUAGAUAAAUAAAAGAGAAUUGAGUCCGUUUACUCGUGAAUUAUUGUAUCGUUUCGGAAUACCGUGCGGAUGGACAAUGAUCUCCGAAGUAGAGGAGGUCAAGUAUUUUAGUGUGUGAUAAAAACUUUAUGUCAAAAAUUAUAUUAAAUAUGAAAGGUGGGACAUACAAUGUGACUGAACAAUGAAAGAUCGCUUUUGGACAAAAAGUAGAAAGCGAAAAAAAGGAAAUGCUACACGCAUCAGAGACGAUUAUCCGCUCUAAUGCGAGCUGUGAAUGAAUCUCUAUCCGUCAACAGUAUUGAUAUAAUUAAUAGAGUAAAUGAAUAUAAAAUAUUGUAAGAACUAUAUCGUAAGUACGUAUUUGUGCAAAUGUCAGUAUGCAAGCUAGACAGAAUGCGCGGUAUGACAGUGGGAGUAUAUGCUCGGGUUAUAUGAGAGAGAGAAAGAGGAAAAAAUGAGUACGCGAGGAUGUGAGUGAAUAAGUCGGAGAAAAAGAGAGAGUGUGUGAGUGAGAGAAAGCUAGACAGAAUUACUUUCCAAGAUGUUUUUAAAUGCGGGGAUUGACCAAACGUCACACACAAAUCUCGCUGAUUAUCCUGAGGGCUCGUUCUAGAAGUUUAUCUUUUAUUAUUAUAAUUAUUUGACGGAAAGUGUGAGAUUUUGCACGUAAAUUAAGCAUGUAAGAGAGACCUCGUUUCCAAACGUUCAACAUUAUUGGUAUAUGUAACAUAAGUGUAAAGUAUUCUUGGAAUCGAGUCGACACAGUAUCAAUCUCCACAGUGCAAGAAAAAGAAUGUAAAAGCGUUUUUAAACACAAAAUGCUUUGCGUUUUACAUUUACGAUACAUCGCAUUAUGAUACGUAGCACAGCACGUACUCUCGUUUUAGGAAUUAUAUGUGUCUUUUAACUUUAUAUAUGGGAUAUAUCUAGGUGAACACUUUACGUUCACUUGAUCCGAUCAUGUUUCUACUUUUAACCAGAGCUUUUUUAACAGAAAAAACAUUAGGACCUUUAUAUAAUAUUAUUUAAUAUAUUAGUAAUGUUUUUUGUGCGUGUGGUGAUUCGAUACAAUGCACACAAUGUACGUCAAGUGAAAAUAUAUAUAUACACAAAACACGAUACAGACAUUUGUAGAUCUUUGAAUAAAGUUCCUUGCGCGUUACAUUUUAAACAUCAUGUAUGUUCCUCGUUAUAUGUUUAGACGCGUCGCAUUUGUUCCUAUUUUUUACAUUUUUGC
Camponotus floridanus (Florida carpenter ant) is the source of this 2007-nucleotide messenger RNA. RefSeq lists its product as uncharacterized. Lineage: Eukaryota; Metazoa; Arthropoda; Insecta; Hymenoptera; Formicidae. The transcript has a single exon. The coding region runs from base 139 to 426 and encodes 95 amino acids. The record is from RefSeq and is a predicted model, not a curated record.